Pseudopipra pipra is the source of this 4243-nucleotide messenger RNA. Its product is annotated as toll-like receptor 2. Gene Ontology annotation, molecular function: lipopolysaccharide binding; protein binding. NCBI's taxonomy places the organism in Eukaryota, Metazoa, Chordata, Aves, Passeriformes, Pipridae. The record is from RefSeq and is a predicted model, not a curated record. The transcript is spliced from 2 exons. The coding region runs from base 1024 to 2442 and encodes 472 amino acids. Gene Ontology annotation, biological process: toll-like receptor 4 signaling pathway; positive regulation of cytokine production; cellular response to lipopolysaccharide. Gene Ontology annotation, cellular component: external side of plasma membrane; lipopolysaccharide receptor complex; membrane raft.
AAUGUGUUAUGCCACAUUACCAACAAAAACCUGGGAAUGGCAGUGUCCAACCAUGCAGCUCUGUUGCCUUCCUGAAGCCCUUUCCAUAUCCAACACAGGCAGAGAAAUCCCUGGGAAAGAAAAAAAUUCCUGAGAGAUCCCAGAAUCCCAGAAUCACUGAUAUUGGAAAAGACCUCCAAGAUCAUCAAGUCUAACCUUUGACCGAUCACCACCUUCUCAACCAGACCAGAGCACUGAGUGCCACAUCCAGCUGUGUCUUGAACACUUCUGGAUCUUUCCAAAUGCCUGGUGGUCUCCACUCUUAACCCCUCGGAGCAGGCACAGCCACCAGCUGCCAGAGGAGCACGGGGCAAGUGAUACGAGUUCCUUGGCCAAGCUGUCAGCUUGCCUUGGGUGAGGGAGUGCCCUGUACAGCAUGGAGCUGGUCCCGUCCCCAUCCUAUGUGGAACAACCCUGGGGACGGUCUGGAUGCCAGCUAUGGCAGUCCUGUACCCUUCUCCACUGCCAGUGGGCUCUGAGGCACAGCGAUCCCAGAGCAUCUGGAAGGAAAGGGCUGAUCCUGAGACUGCCUUUGGGGAAUCCUGACCACACUCCGCUCCGUGCCCCUUCCCAGGAAAGCGAGCAGCGCUGGCACUCGGACCACAGCCCUGCCCAGCCCGCGGGGCAGCGAAGCAGAGGUGAUUCGGGCGGCUGCUGCACGGCGCACUGCUUCCCGUGGCUCAGCCGGCGCUGCCCCGUCAGGAAGUCACGCCGAGGGCGCAGGGGCAGUGCCCGGCAGCCGGUCCCGGGGUGUCCGUCGGUCCCGACCGCGUGGAUCCAACCGCGGGCUGCGGGAGCGCCAUCGGCGGCUGGAACACCCCCGCAGGCACCGGGGCUCAUCCAGCCCGAGGCAGGGGGAGAUCAGGUGCCGGAGAGAGCUGAGAACUUGGAGUGCCUGGCCCUGCCUCAUCCCUGGAUUUGGCAGCGGUUAGAGGAAGCAAACGUGAGGGAAGGAAACAUUUCUGAGCCGGUUGGUUGUUCACCAUGAGUGUGGCUGUUCUGCUCCUCCUGGGGCUGGGGCUGUUGGGGGCAGAAGGCAGAAGAAACAGGUGUUACUUCAACCGCACCCAGGAGCGCUGUGUGUGCUACAACCUGACCGAGGAGACCGCGGGCAGCCUCAUCCAGUGCCUCGCUGCAACUGUGGUGGAGUUUCGGGGGGGAGAGCUGGAGAAAUACAUAGCCUUCCCCAUCAGGGACCUGGACGACUCUGCCAUUGAGACUCUGGGCUCCCUCAUCAUCCAGAAAGUAAUUAUUGCUGAUGUGCUGGUGCCUGAGAUCCUCCUGGCCCGUGUGCUGAGGUUUUUCUCCUACACCCACGUGGAGGAGCUGGCGUUUGACAGCUGUGUUUUCCAGGGCACGGGUGACUGGCAUGGAAUGGAUGGCCAGAGCUUGCCCAUAUUGUCCCUGAGCUUCAACAACGUGACAUCUGCCCCGCUGAUGGGCAAUGAACAGGCCUUCUCCAGCCUGAGCACGUGGCUGGAGACACUGCAGGAGCUGGCUGUCACCAGCUCCAGUGUCACCAGCCUGCCCUGUGCCAUUGGAAAGGUGUUCAGAGCUCUGCACACCCUGGACCUGGCACAAAACAGCCUCGGGGAUGGGAGCCUGACACCUGCCUUCUGCCAGGGAGCUUUCCCUCAGCUCCAGGUGCUGAGUCUGCAGCACAACAACCUGACGUCCUACCACAGUGUGUGUGAGGGUGUGCAGCUGCUGCAGGGGCUCCAGAACCUCAAUCUCAGCCAGAACAAGCUCAUGGCAGACCCAUCCUCCUCCUGCCAGUGGCCAGCAUCCCUCCGGGUCUUUAACCUGUCCCACACUGGCUUGGAGGUAGUGCUGACACCUCUGCCUCCCAACCUGGAGGUGCUGGACAUGAGCCACAACCACCUCCGUGCCGUGGACAUCUCCCUCAGCUCCCUGAAGAAGCUCUUCCUGAGCCAAAACCUGCUGCAGGCCGUCCCCUCCCUCAGGAAUUACCCCGUGCUGGACACCCUCCACCUGGACAACAACUCCAUCGCGGAGCUGCCGUGGGACGAGGUGACGCUCCUGGGGCGCCUGCAGGACGUGACUGCGGCCAACAACCCCUUCAACUGCUCGUGCUCUGGGGCUGGGGGGCUGCAGGCACUGGCAGCUAUGGGGCACCUGGGGCAGGGCUGGCCACAGGACUACACGUGCCAGUCCCCGCCAGGCUACCAGGGCUGGCGGGUGGUGGCCGUGCCGGUGUCGGUGCUGCGGUGUCACCGCGCCGCCGUGGUCGCCCCGCUCUGCGUGGCCCUGGCCCUGCUGGGCCUGGCAGGGGCCCUCUGCCUGCUCAGGGCCAAGCCCUGCCACAGGGUGAGAUGUUGGAGCCUUCCCAGCAGUGCUUCCACACAGGAGCUCCAAGGGAAGGCUCACAGGCCCCCCAAGUGAGGGGCUCUCUCGGUGUCCCCAGCCCGGGCUGCCCUGGGGAAUGUUAUCCGGCUGUGCCUUUGCCCAGCCAGGUUUUGGGGCACCCCUCACUCAAAGCCCCGUGCCAUGCUCUGUCCCAGGGCUGUACCCUCCCUUGUGGCCAGCUCCAGCUCCUCAAACCCAAACAUGCCCCCAUUGCCCCUGCGAUGUCACCUGCCCCAGAUAAGAAGAAUUCAGCUCCAUCAUAUUCCCACUGGUGGCACUCAGAUGCCCCAAAACUCUCUGGGGUCUGGUGUUCCCUGCCCAGACCCCCACAACACCUUGUAGCCCCCCUUCCAGCCAUCCUUGGAACCUCUGUGACCCCUCUGCUGGUCCUCCAUCUCCUCACCUGGGGCUGUGCCUGGGCCAGGAUGUUUGGUCUGUGAAGAUGCUGCUUUGCUGCUCUUCAGCACAAGAGAAAACCCACAAAGACAGAAAAAUAACUAAAUUAAACACCCCCCCACACAAAUGCCAACGAGGAGGAGCAGCCAAGACCUGAGAUCUGGAUGCACCGAUGGACACAUCCCUCUGGUGUGACCUUGAGGACCUUCAACCAGAAACUUUUUGUGAAAAGAGGAAAAUGGGUUUAUUCUGGGUUAUGCAGAGAAUACCUCGUAGUAAAGAGAAAAUUGAUUAUGGGGUGCUGAGGGAGAGCAGAGGAAUGCAGGACAAUGGGGAAUGCUUAUGGGAAGGAUCAAAAGGAGGGGGUGAGUGGGGAAGGGAAAGGCAUGGGAAAAUGGGGACUGGGGGAAUCACAGGAUGGUUUGGAUUGGAAGGGACAUUAAAGGUCAUCUCAUUCAACCCUCUGCCAUGGGCAGGGACACCUUCCACUAGCCCAGCUUGCUUCAAGGCCCGUCCAGCCUGGCCUAGGACACUCCAGGGAUGGGGCAUCCACAGCUUCUCUGGGCAACCUGUGCCAGGGCCUCCCCACCCUCACAGAGAAGAGUUCCUUCCCAAUAUCCCAUCUAACCCUGCCCUCUGACAGUGUGAAGCCAUUCCCCCUUGACCUGUCCCUCCAGGCCCUUGUUAAAAGAAGGGGCUGGUUGCAGGUUGGCAGAGCUCACCUGGCCAAGCCCUGCUCUUCAUCCCCUUGACCUGUCCUGCCUUCUCAUUAGGGUCCUGGCUAUUUUCUGGGGUGAAGUUCCUGGGUAUUUUCUGUGUCCCUCCCUCUCUGCUCUGUUUGUGCACAGGUAUGUGUGACCUGUGAGCAAACACGGGCUGGGCUGGCUGGGAAUGGAGGAAAACCAGAAUGUGGGAAGACCCAAGGCUGGGGCAGGAGGGUGGCUGAACAGGGCCUGGGGUGCAGGCACCCACAGUAUUAUCCUGCUGUGGCUUUGCCCAGCCAAGUUCUGGGGAACCCCUCAAAGCCCCAUGCCAUGCUCUGUCCCAGGGCUGCACCCUCCCAGGGGGGUUUUCCCUAUGGUCAACUCCAACUGCCCAAGCCCCAACAUGCCUCCAGUACUGCUCCCGAUGGAGCUCCCAGUGCUGCCUGUUCCAUCUGUGUCCACCUGGCAUCACCCUCACACCUGAGGCACAGGUGAGGGGGGUUUUGGGGAGGCAGGGCACUGGUUGUCUUCUACAUGGGGAAUGGUGGCGAAGGGAGGGAUCCAUGUGCAUCUCCUCAUCGUGCCUGGUCCUGUCCAAAAGGAGGGGUGGGGCUGUCCUGGGACCUCUCUCCUGUCUCCCACCAUCUGUGUUUCCACAGAUCACGGAGACCCUCAGCUUUGGCAUUUCCUUCUGUGCUCUCUUGCUGUGACUCAUCUCCAGUAAAUGUGUUUCUGUG